Molecule: messenger RNA, 1098 nt
Organism: Postia placenta MAD-698-R-SB12
Lineage: Eukaryota; Fungi; Basidiomycota; Agaricomycetes; Polyporales; Adustoporiaceae
Exons: 3
Coding region: 1-1098 (365 amino acids)
Cellular component (GO): nucleus
Source: RefSeq, a predicted model, not a curated record
AUGUCCGACUCACACUUUGCCCCGUACUUCCCCUCCGCGCAGCUCUACCAGUCUGCAAAGGCCGACGACAGUGCCUUUGGCCUCGACGAGCUUGACUACGCCAAGCAGCCUUUCGACUUCUUCCAGUUCGGUCACGGGUCCUCUGGCAUCCUUGCCCCCCACCCUGACCAGUUCGAGUCCGAGCUAGACUCCUCUCUCGCUGCCUUCGACGCCGAGCUCAAUCACAUUCCUCUCGAGACCGGCACCGCCGACAUCUUCUCCUUCCUGAGGUCGGAUACCCCCACCGGGCCCCCCUCCACCUUCACCGUCUCCUCUGAGUCGGUGUCGGGGUAUGACUCUGGUUACACCGAGUCUCUCUCUGGUCGUUCCGAGAGCUUCUACAACUUCCCGGCCAAUUCGCCGACUCCCAACUACGCCGCCAGUAACUACUCCUACACGCAGGAUCUUGACAUGGACUUCAAACGCAUGGGCCUUCCCACUGCGGAUGAUCACAGUGCCUACGGCGGCUUGCCAUCUUCACCUUCCGUGCGCAGCUCCUCGGGCGGUAUCCCGCAUAUCGCUCACUACUCGCCGCAGACGUCGUUCUCAUCACCGCGUGGCAGCUUCUCUGACUAUGAGCCUGCGCAGCCGCAGCACGUCCGUAUUGGCAGCUCUGCUGCGUCUGACUACUACCCGCAAGCGCAGGUUAACAAGCAGUACAACUACCCUGCCGCUGUGGGUGUCGGACAGAACACGGUAUCGCCGAUGGAGGAUAUGCAACGUGACCCCAAGAAGAAGUAUCCGUGCCCGCUGUGCCCCCGAGCGUUCGCUCGCGCGUACAACCUCAAGACCCACACACAGACGCACGACCCUAACCGCUCGAAGCCGUAUGCGUGCCACCACAAGUCGUGUGGCAGGUCUUUCAGUCGCAAGCAUGAUCUGACACGUCACUUGGUGUCGAUACAUCGCUCCGAGUCGAUGUCGUCUAUGGUGUCCGCCUCGAACAGGGCUAUAGGCGUAGACAAGGGUCCUCGUGCGUGGUGCGACAACUGUGGCAAGAGCUGGAUCGGCAAGGGCAAGGACAAGGACUGCGAGUGCGAGUGCGACGAGGUGAAGUAA